AGAGGGGAUGCAGGGGGACGCAUGCUCAGAGUGAAUGCUGGAGUCUCGCCUGCUUGUUUCAGCCGCUCCACGGGUGAAGAGAAAGCUCAGGCUGGGAAGAGAGCUUGAAUUACUGACGCGAGCGAUGGCGCUGCCGUCUGCCUGGAGUGCAAUGCGCGUGGUGAUCCCGCUCGUCUCGGUGCUGGGCCUGCUAAGCGUGAGGCUUGUGGGGGCCAGCCAGGACUCGGGGAGUGUCAUUCCUGCCGAAAGCCGUCCCUGCGUUGACUGCCAUGCGUUUGAGUUCAUGCAGAGGGCGUUGCAGGAUUUAAAGAAGAUGGCGUAUAAUCUAGACACACGGACAGAAACACUCCUCCUGAAAGCAGAGAAGAGAGGCCUGUGUGACUGCUUUCCUGCAAUGCACUGAAAUGAGUGCUGGGAUUAGGCCAAUGGACAUGUAUUAUGUAUUCAUUUUUAAAACACUGUUGAAUAAAUUACAGGAAGAUACGGAGCGCUGCACAACAAGAAAACAAUUUUUAUCCAAACAGGUACAGCCCAGCUAGGUACUUUUUCCUUUGAUGUGCUUUAUCAGUACUGUAUGUGAUAUUGCGUCUGCUGAAAUGUCAAAAGAAGAAGCAGUGUUAGUGUCUCAUUCCUGGGAUUUGUGUAGGGACAGCAUCUCUCUUUCCUGCUAUCUCAAGCCAAAAAUUGUCCUUAGGCUCUCAGGCCAACCCCUCAGCUUAUGUAAAUUGCCACAGAUCUGUCAAAGUGUAAGUGGAGUCAAAUUCUUUUAAAUAUUUAUGUUACAAGUGUGUCCCUAAAAAGAAAAUGAAGCUGCUUUGCAGUGAUGCUUCACUGUAAAUUUGCAAACAAGCAGUCGUGAUUUUGUGUAGAAAUUAGUAGUUGUCACUGCCUGCCUGGCAGCACACAGAAAGUAUUUGUUCCCAAUUGUAUCAAUAAUCCAGUGCACAGCAAACAGUAAUCUGUACCCAACGUUUGUUUCUUCAGAGCCACACAGUAGCUGUGAUCUUUUUGGAGGGAUUUAUUAAGUAUCUAAUGCGAUCGCUAACGUUUAUAAUCACAUGAAUGCUGCCUGGCAGUAGAACUGAUUGCGUCUGCCAAAAUCUUCUGGAGAAGUGUCUUUCAUUAAGCAAAUCACAGCCUGGGCUGAGCCACGCUCACUGGCCGCUCCAGCAGGUUUGGCAGAACGCCGGCACAACACCCGCGCAGCCAGGAGCCUCCUGCAAACUCUGUGUUUUAAAUAUUUGGGUUCCAGCAAAAUGGUCCACAGCUCUUGCAUGGACUCACGCGGGGAGGAAUUUCGCUCCGCAGUGAUGGGUUACAGCACUGAUGCUAUUAAUAUUCCCUCUGCAGUCAGUGGGAAAUGGGAGGACGCAAUGGUUCAGGCAGUGUAGCACUAGUAGACAAGAUUGCACCUUGUUACACUUUGAAAAACAGUGGCACGUCCUUUCCCCUUGUUUUCCUUUUUAUUUUUCUUCCUUUUUUGG
Molecule: messenger RNA, 1484 nt
Organism: Centrocercus urophasianus (Greater sage-grouse)
Lineage: Eukaryota; Metazoa; Chordata; Aves; Galliformes; Phasianidae
Product: neuropeptide-like protein C4orf48 homolog
Exons: 4
Coding region: 35-403 (122 amino acids)
Source: RefSeq, a predicted model, not a curated record